This is a messenger RNA of Zingiber officinale, 1344 nucleotides long. RefSeq names its product cytochrome c-type biogenesis ccda-like chloroplastic protein 1. The transcript is spliced from 12 exons. The record is from RefSeq and is a predicted model, not a curated record. The coding region runs from base 40 to 1113 and encodes 357 amino acids. Gene Ontology annotation, biological process: cytochrome complex assembly. Gene Ontology annotation, cellular component: membrane. NCBI's taxonomy places the organism in Eukaryota, Viridiplantae, Streptophyta, Magnoliopsida, Zingiberales, Zingiberaceae.
GAGAUACUUCUUCCCCUCUGAAAGAACGAGUGGAACCAGAUGGCUCUCACUAGUAGCUGCUGCCUCCCCUCCGCUCCAAGCAAAAUCUCCACCUUCACCAGUAGCCCCAGAAAGCAUGGCAAGCCCCUCCUUCCCUGUGUUUCUAUGUGUGCGCGCGGCGGUCUAGGAAAGCAAACGAACGAAUUGACAGUCGAGUUGCCCAGAGUGUCACAUUCCUUUUUGGCGGCAGUUGUGGCAUGUAAUUUGUUCGUUCUUGCGCUUUUUAGGAGCUUGGUUGUUGCAAAUACUGCUGGUGCCUUGCCUGAAAAAUUCUUGGAUUUAACAUCUCCAACCUUUCUUGCUGAUAUGAACCUGGGAGACUGGCUCGGAGGUCUACUUUAUUCAGCUGGACAGCAGGCUAAUGAAGCUGUGCAGAGUCAAUUGUCAGCUGUCAGUUUUACAAGCCUGGCAGUAAUUUUUGGUGCAGGUCUUGUCACCAGUCUUUCACCUUGCACGCUUAGUGUUUUGCCAUUAACUCUAGGAUACAUUGGGGCUUUUGGCUCUGGAAAAAGUCAAGCUGAGAUUAUCUGGAAUUCAGUUUCUUUUUCAUUGGGUCUGGCAACAACAUUAUCCAUUCUUGGUAUUGGUGCUUCUUUUGCUGGAAAGGCAUAUGGGCAGAUAGGUCAAGGUCUUCCACUGGCUGCUUCAAGCUUGGCUAUCUUAAUGGGUCUAAAUCUUUUGGAGAUUGUUGAAUUGCAGCUCCCCUCAUUCUUUAGUGAUUUUGACCCUCGUUCUAUCGCUGCUAAUUUCCCUGUUGGUGUUCAAGCAUACCUAGCUGGUCUUACAUUUGCCUUAGCUGCAUCACCAUGCAGUACUCCAGUUCUUGCCACUCUUCUAGGCUAUGUGGCGACAUCCAAGGAUCCUUUGAUAGGUGGAGGCUUACUAUUAACAUACACAACGGGUUAUGUGGCUCCUCUCCUUAUUGCAGCUUCUUUUGCCGGUGCAUUACAGAAUUUGCUUUCGUUUCGGAGGUAUUCAAGUUGGAUAAACCCAAUGAGUGGAGCACUUUUACUUGGAGGGGGUAUUUACACCUUAUUAGAUAGAUUGUUUCCUGCUUCAUCAAUGGCCAUGUGAUAAGUUCAAACACAGAAUGGACGCCGGGCAAUCAUUCAGGCCGUCUCUACUUUAAGGAUGAAAUUAAACUACUUGUACAGGAACUAAAUAGCCAUCACAGCAUUUGUUUCUCAAUUUUGGUGGCGUAAUAAGCAUACCAGAUGUUUAGUUAAUCAUCUACUUGUUAUCUUAAGAUACUGUACUUAUUUAAUGGCUAGAAUGAAUAUGGAAAUAUUGAUCCUUCGCAGUUCA